CUCAUCUGAUUGGCUGCUUCGAAAUAGUCACAAAAUUCGAACAAGGCGAUAGCUCCAAAGAAAACAAACCACUGGCAAAAUGCCUCUUUACAAGAAACCCGAAAAAGAAAAGAAUCAAAACAUUCAAGUUGCAGUUCGAUGUCGACCAAUCAAUGGCAUAGAGAAGAAACAGGGAUCGUAUGCAGUAGUAGAUACAAAUGGAGAUAAGAAAGAAGUGACAGUCAAAGAAAGACUAGGAGUCAGCACACACACAAAGACCUUCACCUUCGACCAUGUGUUUCCCCCACAUUGCAAGCAGCUGGAUGUCUACCACAGCAUUGUCACGCCCAUUGUUGACGAGGUCCUCCAGGGAUACAACUGUACAGUCUUCGCAUAUGGCCAAACAGGCACAGGUAAGACCUUUACAAUGGAAGGUGAUCGCAGCGAUGACCCCAACAUCUCCUGGGAAGAUGACCCACUGGCUGGAAUCAUCCCAAGAACCAUGUACCAUAUAUUUGAGAAGCUGCAGAAUCAGGAGGUCGAGUUCUCAGUGAGAGUGUCCUUCCUAGAACUGUACAAUGAGGAGCUGUUUGACCUGUUGGGAUCAUCAGAAGAUCCUCUCCGCCUCCGCAUCUAUGAGGACAGCACAAAGAAGGGUUCUGUGAUUAUCUCAGGCCUAGAGGAUGUGGUUGUUCGCAAUAAAGAUGAGGUGUAUGCCAUCUUGGAGCGUGGAGCUUCCCGACGUCAGACUGCCGCCACACUGAUGAAUGCUACAUCCAGUCGCUCCCACUCAGUCUUCUCUGUGACGAUCCACAUCAAGGAGAACACGGUAGAGGGGGAAGAACUCCUCAAGACAGGCAAGCUGUACCUGGUUGACUUGGCCGGGAGUGAGAACAUUGGCAGAUCGGGAGCAGUUGACAAGCGUGCUCGGGAAGCUGGUAACAUCAACCAGAGUCUGCUGACACUAGGCCGUGUUAUCACCGCACUGGUGGAACAUGCCCCCCAUGUACCUUACAGAGAGAGUAAGCUGACUCGCCUCCUACAAGAUUCUCUCGGAGGUCGAACCAAGACAUCUAUCAUUGCCACCAUUUCCCCAGCCUCUUGUAACCUUGAGGAAACGUUGAGCACCUUGGACUACGCUCAUCGUGCCAAGAACAUCACUAACAGACCAGAGGUCAACCAGAAACUGACCAAGAAGGCUCUUCUCAAGGAGUAUAAUGAGGAGAUAGAACGUCUACGUCGUGAUCUGCAGGCAGUGAGAGAGAAGAAUGGAAUCUACCUGGCCGAAGAGAACUAUGUUGCUAUGCAGAAUAAAAUCAGUCAGCAGGAAGACUCUAUCCAGGAGUUUGAGGAGAAAAUCACAGCCCUCACAGAAGAGAUGACUUCGUUGUCGGAGCUGUUCACGGACACGAAGAAGGAGUUGGAGGAGACAUCGGAGCAGCUGACUGUGACCACCAAGAACCUGGAGGAGACGACAGUAACACUGCAGGAGACCCAGGUGAACCUGAAACACACGACCCAGGACCGCGACGAGCAACAGUUCCUGGUGGGGGAACAUGUGAAGACAGAGGACCUGCUGUACACCGAGGCCACUGAGCUGUUGAGCACAGCUGAGUCAUCAACAUCCGAUGUGAGUGGUCUCCAUGCCAAGUUGGACAGGAAGCGGGCAGUAGAGGCCCACAAUGAGGAGAGCCAGGUGACCUUCCAGGAACGGUUCCGAAAUGACAUCAGCAACAUGCGCAACUCAGUCAACACCUACCUCUCCCAACAGGACUCCUUCAAGACCAAUGCACUCGGCAACAUAGAAACAAUGUUGAGCCGUGGCAAAUCACAGGCAGACAGUUUGACAUCGCAGAUGACCGGUCUGGUGUCCCUACUUGGUACCCAUGUAAAGACAGUUGACGCCCAUACACAGCAGGGACACGAGGACAGUCUCAGCACCCUCUCCCACAUCCAGGAGGCCGUACAGUCCACCAAGAGUUCGGAGGUGUCAGCUCUGGACUCCCUGACUCAGACUGUGGUUGUUUCCUCGCUCACCGAGCUGCAGAACAACAUGAAGCAACUCAGCUCAUCUCUCAGCUCUUUGGCGGAGUAUGUGCAGCAGCAGCGAGAGAGUCAGACUGCCCUAAUCAAGGCUCACACACAGAAGCUCCACACAGACUUGAGUGCUAUCACAGACACUGUGAGGAGUUAUGAGAAAAGCCAGCAUGAGAAGAUUGUGACACUACAAACACAAUCCCAGGAGAAUGUGGCCACUCAUGGCACUCUACAGAAGAGCAUAGAGGAGAAACUGAAGGAACUGACUGACCUGAUACACAACAAACACUCACAUGUUGCCCAGUACAAUACACAGGUGACGGAAGCACUGGGAAACAGACAGGAAGAUGUGACACAGCUGUCCUCUAGCAUACAGAGUGCUGUAGACAGUGCUACCACUGACUCCUCCACCAGUUCAGACAACCUACAGAGUCAGCUGCUCAGCUGUGAGAAGUCAACAUGGGAACAGAUCGACAAGAUGUGUUCUAAUCUUGAAGACAAUGAGAAGAAAGUGGGGAAACUUCAGACAGACAUCACAGACAACCUGAAGCAGAGAUGUCAGGCCUGGGAAGACCACAGCCGUGAGACAACAACAACAUUAGACAAGCACAGAACAACACUGCAGGACAACCUGAAACAACAUCUCAACAACACACAGUCCCUGGCUGCAUCAGUGUCGGAGGUGUCAAGUCAGGUGUCUACAUGUGUCGGGGAGAAUCUAGAGAUGGAGGUGUCCGAGCUGGGUCAGCAGAGGAAGUGUGUGGAUGAGCAGCAUGCAGGGACCACGACGUUCAGUCAGACCCACACAGAGGAGCUGCAGGCUAGGCUGGGUGACGUGGACAAGUUCAUGGCAGAGGAACUCCACAAAGACAUUCCUACAGGUCAAACCCCCCAGAGGCGAGACUUCAGCUACCCCCGGGCCCUCAGUAAGACUGACCCCCACGAUGCCUUGCUGAAAGAGUUCCGGGACCAUCAACAGGCUGACCCCCUUGCAGUCAGUCUGUCAGAUGCCCUUGAAGCUGCAGAGGUGGACGACAAGAUGGUCAGUUCACCAGAACCUGAGGAUGUGAAGGACAUAUCUGACAGCCUCAGUGACGCCGGCAGUGACGUCUCCACCAACUCCAACACAUCCGGCAUCUCCACACUCAGUGACAAGAGUCGGGUUUCCAACAAGGAAAACAAGCAACGGAUGAAGCCACCAAGUUCAUCCAGAGUGAAGAAGAACAUAACGACACGGACCCCAAAUAAAACUCUCACCCCCCAGAACAAGACCAAACUGCCCCUGCGGCAGGGCAACACUCCUCUCUCAUAAAUACAAAACACAUUCUAUAAUCAUAAUAUUUAAAACCUUCAUAUAAUCUUUGUUGGACUUGACUGCAUAUAGUCUAAUCCGCAAGUGAUGUGCACACAGUGUAGCUGUGACCUUAAACUACAGCUCUAGCUAUUACCCUGAACUAAAUCAUACACAGCACAGUGGUUAAAGCGUUCGCUCGUCACGCUGAAGAUCCGGGUUCGAAUCCCCACAUGGGUACAAUGUGUGAAACCCAUUUCUAGUG
Haliotis rubra (blacklip abalone) is the source of this 3572-nucleotide messenger RNA. Its product is annotated as kinesin-like protein KIF11-B. Gene Ontology annotation, molecular function: ATP binding; plus-end-directed microtubule motor activity; microtubule binding. Gene Ontology annotation, cellular component: nucleus; spindle microtubule. The coding region runs from base 80 to 3328 and encodes 1082 amino acids. Lineage: Eukaryota; Metazoa; Mollusca; Gastropoda; Lepetellida; Haliotidae. The record is from RefSeq and is a predicted model, not a curated record. The transcript is spliced from 24 exons. Gene Ontology annotation, biological process: microtubule-based movement; mitotic spindle assembly.